AUGUACAACCUCCUGUGCCCCCCCACGCUCCUAGCCGUGCCACCACCUGCCCCAUCUUCUUCCCCACCAACGCGUCCGACACCGAUGCAAGACCACGCUUCGAGCUUUUCGGGAGCUCCUGUGGAACGCGAUGUUCGUGCCGAAACCGCUGCCAGGACCACGCCAGCAUCAUCGUCAUCAGCCACGAGGUCGGCGACAGUACCGGUCGAGCCUGCGGUGGCACCGUCAGCGUCGACAGCCCCAGCCCUGUUGCAACAGCCUUUGGUGGUAUCGCCCCCCCCCCUCCAGCGUGCGUCUGUUCUGAUUGAUCCUGACUCUGCAACCGGCCACAUCGUCGAGCCACCGAGUCAAGCGGCAUCACCGGUGCCACAGGACGAUGCUGGGUUGCCUUUGUCUUCCACGGGAGCGAGAGCGAGACAGGAGGCUCUGAAAGCUGCGGACGCCGCUGCAGCGGAGGCCGACACCAUCCGCAUUCAAGACAAGAUGGACAAGCUGAAGCCGGAACAACUUGAUAGUGUCACACGCUUGCCCCUCGGUCCUGAUCCUGAUGAAUUUGCUCGCUUCGCGUCUAGCUGCAAGGGUGUGGUCACAGAGAUCCUCAACAAAAGCGACGUCAAGCGCAAGCAGACUUUCAAUUCCUCCACCUGGGUCACCGGAUGGCUUCCGUUGUUGCGCAAACGUGUCCGUGCUGCUGUCGUUGAAGGCCAAACCACCAACCGUGCCACUCUGGAAUUUCUUGAUGCCACCUUCCUACAGGUAGAAAACCAUCUGCGCAAGGAACCGGCAGGGCCCUCGACGUACGCCUUCUUCAUCCAGAAAUUGGCGGCCGCCUGGGACACUCAAGACAAGAGCUCGGGGAUUGAUCGUCUUCGCAGUUUUGGCGUAUCCAACGGCGAGACUUACGGAGAAUACAUCCGUCGCUAUAAGGCUCUGGCCAUGACCGUCAUGGUUUCCCACCACGCGUUCAAGUCUUCGGAUGCGCAAGUGCAGAUAGCUGUUCGAGACUCCAUGUUGAAGCAGCUUACGGUAGUGUCCUGGCAGGUGUACAAGGAUGAGCAGCUCUCAAUGGAAGCCCCUUUUGGGCGACAUGCUUCAUGUCUGGAUGAUAUGUGGGAUUUGUUGGACAAGCUUGCGUUCGCGCACACGCCGGCGGUACAUGGAGAUGAUUUCUUUUGGGUAUCUUCCACGAAUGCUUGGAGUUCGUCUGCUGUUUCGCGUGCUGUAACUUCUUCGGCGUUGCGUUCGACGGUGACCCCUUCGUGGAGCCAAGGUUCUUCGGCCGCCGUGAUGAGUGUUGACCCUCUACCUAAUGAUGAUCGGGACUCUUUUCUGUUGCACUACAGCGACUGGCCGUUGCAAGGACACUUCCAAAAGGUGUACAACGUCGCUAGUGAGAUGGCUCUAACCAAGAAUGAUCCGCCAUUGUUCACCCCCUUGGUCUCGGCUGAAGAGCGCCGCAACGCGCUUCGACUGUACAAGGGCAAGUGCCUCAACUGCUUGGGAGAAGACCACUCCUUCAAAUCCUGUAAUCGUGGUUUCGUGAACGCCACCGGCCUGCUUAACAAUGACAUCAAGUUCUGUAUGGAAAAAGAUCCCACCCUUUGGGAUCGGUGGAAAAAGCGCAUGACCUCCCGAAUGGCCUCUGCUAACAUUGACCCCGCCGGAGCCGCCGCCCUAAGGCCGCCCGCCGGAUCACGGCGCGCUGCUACUUCGCCCGCUCCUGCCUCGCUUUCUGGGUCCUCCCCGUCGGAGAAGAGGACCCGUCCGCCUGGUCCACCCCCGCCUGUGCCUGGUGCCCGCCUUUUGCCCCUUCGCCCUACACCGGCUCCGCCGUUUGAUGACAAGUGCGAGUACGCUUCGGAUGACGUCCUUCUUUUCUGGAAACCUCCGUCUGUGUUCUCGCAAUGGACUCCUUCGGCUUUUGACGUACUGGGGGUACGUUAUUCAUGUGGUGAGCAAUUCAUGAUGUCUGAAAAAGCGAAGUUGUUUGGAGAUAUGACGUCGUAUGACAAAAUUAUGGCUGCAACAGAUCCUAAGACACACAAGUUUUUGGGUCGAAAUGUGCGUCCUUUCGACUAUGCUGAAUGGGAGCGUCGUCGUGAAGAGAUCGUGCUUACGGGGUCGUACGCCAAAUUUGCUCAAAACCAUGACAUGAAACAUCAUCUACUGGAGACGGGUACCCGCCUCCUUGCAGAAGCCAGCCCCUUCGAUCGUGUUUGGGGUAUCGGCAUGUCUGCAUGCUUUCCAGAUGCUAGCGAUUCAUCCAAGUGGGCGGCUAGCGGUAAAAACUUGUUGGGAAAAGCUUUGAUGGAAGUUCGACGCCUUUUGCGUGAUCAUCCCCUCUCUGGCGAAGAUUUCCCCGCUUCCAAUUCUCCCACGCCCCCCAUUUCGCAGCCUCCUCUCCAUGGACAUCGACGCAUUCAUGAGGUUGCUACUGCUACAGGUUCUUCGCUACGGAAGGACCCGGGCGAAGACCCAGCUUGUCUACGUUUGGACGCUCCGGGGGACCAUGCUCCUGGCGUUCAUCUGGUGGCAUCGACCUCCGCUUGUGCAGACCAGCCUCCUCUUCUCGAACAUGGUCCCGAUCUGGUCGGCGGCACGCUCCUGUUGGACUCGGACUCAUACACCACCCGGGUCCUGCUGCAUGGAGGACCUACAGCCACUUCUCAACUCGCGCGAGUGGCGCUUCUGGACUCUGGGUCUCCUACAUCCUUCGUUUCCGACUCCGUGGUCACCGCCAUGAUAGCUGCCGGAGCCCUGACAGCUGGCAGCGUUGUGCCGAGCUCGAGCCGGGAGACGGACGAAGCCCGUUGCAUCAAUCUGUUGAUGCAAAAGAAAGUGGAUGCCGUUUUGGACCAGUAUUUGGCGGCAGGGCUCAUUCAACAUUCCACAUCUCCGUGGGCUUCUCCUUUAGUUGUCAUCCCCAAGAAGGACGGAUCGAUUCGCAUCACCGUCAACUACAAACGUCUCAACGCUCUGGUGGAUUUCGAUGGACAACCUCUCCCUCGAGUGGACGGUAUCUUGGAUUCUCUGUACACCGGGAAAGUGUUCUCCAUCUUCGACCUCAACUCGGCUUUCCACCAGAUCGUUUGUGAUGAAGACACUGUCCCGCUCACCGCCUUUUGCACUCCCACGCAGUUGUUCGAAUGGCUUCGGAUGCCGCAGGGCGCCAACGCAAGUCCGUCUUGGUUCGUCAAGGUCAUCAACAGAGUGGUACACGGUCUGGAGCGUGUGCUGGCUUAUCUGGACGAUGUCAUCUGUUUCGAUGAGGAACCUCUGGGACACGUGCUAAACUUGAUCGAGUUAUUCAAACGACUGCGACAGUAUAACCUCAAACUGUCUCCAGGGAAGGGUCGCGUCGGCGCCACGCACACCAACUUUCUCGGUCACACCAUCUC
Ectocarpus sp. CCAP 1310/34 is the source of this 3398-nucleotide messenger RNA. The record is from the annotation of a GenBank genome assembly. Lineage: Eukaryota; Phaeophyceae; Ectocarpales; Ectocarpaceae.